Messenger RNA from Coturnix japonica (Japanese quail), 4860 nucleotides. NCBI's taxonomy places the organism in Eukaryota, Metazoa, Chordata, Aves, Galliformes, Phasianidae. The record is from RefSeq and is a predicted model, not a curated record.
UCCCUCGGCCCCCCCUCCUGUUCCGUCGGGCUCGUUCGGAGCUGCUGUGCCGCCUCGGGCUUCUCCUCAGCCCCUUCCCCCGGUUCUGACCCCUUCCCGCUGCCCGCUUGCUGCUGCCCCCCGUUCUUCUCUCGCCGCUCGUCUUCCCCCUUCUUCUGCCGGCCGCAGCGCUGUCUCUCCCCGUGGCCCCUCUCAGUAUCCCACACCCGUCCCUGUCCCCGCGCUCUCGAUGUGCGGCCUCAGCUGCAGGACGAUGUGCUCGUGUCGUGCUUUCUGGUGUCCUCGCAGCGAACGGGGCCGUGGCAGCCACCCGAGCUCGGUGUGCCCGCUGUGCCCGCUGUGCCCGCUGCCGGGAGCCGCUCGCGGGGUCUGGAGGCUUCCACAGCGUGUGGCAGCCAUGUGACGCCGCGGCGGGGCGUUUCAUAGGCGCGUCGGUAGCACUGCCGGGUCCAUUACAGCGGGAAUGGCAGCUCAGAAAGUGCCCCGAACCCAAUUCACAAACUCCAGAGCUCUUUCAGUCGGUUAUUUUACAGCUGUAUCUGCCCUGGGAUGGAGGUGUAACACCGCUUUAACACUGCGGUGCUGAGGGGUUGUGCGCCCCAGGUAACUCUGCCUGCCGCUGUGAGAGCCAAACUGAGCUGCAGUGGGGAUGUGGCCCGUGACAGGAAGGAACAGAGGCACUGAAAUGCAGCCAGGGGCUGUGCAGGCCUGUGCUGUGCUGCCUUGGUGUGCUGCCCUGCUGCUUGUGGUGUUUGUGUCAGGAACAACAGCAAUGGCAGGGACAGGCUGGUACAGCUGGCAGGGGAGAGGUUACGAGGGAACAUGGGGACGGUGUUGCAAUAGCAGAGGGGGAAAAGGGUAGAGCAAAGCAGGGCAGCAGGCAGGAGGAGAGCCAGGAAAAACACAGAGCAGGAGGCAGGGGUUUGGUUUGGGCCGCUGCUCUGGGGGCACAGGGCAGCUCUGCAGGCAGCUCCACAGGGCAGUGGGCACAGGAGCAUCUGGGCAGUGCUCUCAGACAGCAGGUUUGAGUUUGGGUUGUGGGAGCCAGGAGUUGGACUUCAUGAUCCCAGUGGGACCCUUCAGUUCAGGGCACUGUGUGAUUCUGUGCCUUGUUGGCAGCAGUUACCCCCUCUUGUUUCCCAUUUCUGGAGCUUCUGUUCUACCUUGAUGUAAUUGCUCAGAGUGCUUCUCACUGCUACGCAGUCUCUUUAAAAACAAUGACGUUGCAGCACAUCACUAAAGCAAUUUGUGGGAGCCAUUCGUUGUGCGAUCCAGAUGCUGUAGGAAGUGCCUUGAACUUGAUCCAGCGUAAAUGGGAAUGGGAGAUACAUUAUCAGAUGAUCUCUCUUAAGUGUGUGAUAAUGAGAUGGAGUUAUGAAGGAGCUCUUCAGGAUGGUGUUUGUGAUUGCUUUGCUGGAAGGGCGUGGGGGAAGCAGGUGAUCCCUGCCUCCAAUUGAGAGCUUUGGGAGCAGUUUGUGAGGGGCUGUGCUUGGGGACAGCUGUGGUUCUCAGCUUUCCAGAGACUCAAUGCAAUCGUAACCGCCUCAGGAUGAUGCUGAAGUCCUUCCGUGUGGGUCAGUCAGUAGUUAUGUUUUUUCCCUGUGAGUUUAAGGAUUACAGGGUGCUGCGGUUUAACCCAGCAGGCAGAUCAGCACCGCACAGCUGUUCCAUUGCUCAUCCCCCCUCAACUGGAUGGGGAUGAGAAUUGGUGGGGGAGGGGGAGAUGAAACAAACAGAUUGAGAUGGACAGUUUAACGGGACAGAAAAGUGAAGGGAAAAUAAUAAGAGUAAUGUAGAACACGGUUGCUCACCACCUUCUGACCAGUGCUAAGCUGGUCUCUGAGCAGUGACAGCCCCCAGCCAGCCCCCACCUCUACAGUACAAGAAGCUGUAAUGUCCUUUGUUCUGUGCAGCACGGCUCAGAGAGACCAAAACAUUGGUGCGUUAUCAGCGCUCUAAUCUGAAAUCCAGAAUACAGCACCAGACCAGCUACUGGAAGAAACUGAACUCUGUUCCAGCUGAAACCAGGACACAGAGUUGGGGCUUUGCUGUUGUUAGGACACGCUGAGAUAUUUAUGUUGGAUUUGCUGUGUGUAAAUACAGGUGAAGUUGCCCUUCUUGUCGCCAUUUGCUGACUUUGAGCAGCUAAUCUUAGCUGGAGAGACCUGAUAGCUUUCAGGAGUGGUGUCGGACAGCUCUGAAUUACUCUGGGAGUACAUUUUACUUCAAGAAUACUAACAGGCGUUCUGUAUGACUGUUAAAAAGCUUUACUACAGGAAUGCUCAAUUUGAUUCUUCCUUCACCUACUUUCUAUGCAGGUGCGUUGGGUUGGAUGUGUUGGAGAACCAACUGCCGUGAAGUUUUUGCCCUUAAUCUUUCAGGCUAACCUUGCUUUGUCUCUGCUGCUCAUCUUUCAGAUCUCUGCAUGCGCUCUGUAAGCAUUGCCACUGCAGCAGAACCACUUGGUCAUGGCAAAAAGAUGGAUGGUGUGCCAUGGCAAAGGAGUGCUCCCAUCCCCUGCCAGAGCACCCCUUAGUCUCUGGGGUCUUUUCAGGUUCCUUGUGGGCCUUGGCUUCUCCAUGUGUAUUGGCAAUACAUGUUGUACGUCUUGCUACGGACUGAACAGGGGAGCCUGUAGGUGUAGCUUUUAUCAGCUCACUGUAAUGUUGUUUCACAGAUGUCUUGCAUGUGAAAGGUCAGUAUCUUAAGAUGAUGUGCAGUAGUAAGCUACAGACUUGCUACUGCAAGGAAGAGAAAUGGAUUUGUUGAUGGGCAUGUUUGACUCUCCUAUGGAUGUUUAUUAUGGUGUCUUUGUAUCCAGCAUUGUUCUGGUGUUACAACAGCGAGCACUUUUCAAGUUUUAUAUGAUCGCCUCGGCAUUUCUGCUGGCUGCAACUUCAGUGUUGGUGAAUUACUAUGCUUCUUUGCACAUAAACUUCUACAGUGCCUACUACACAGCAGCUUUUGGAAUUCAGCUCUUCCCUCAUAAAGGACCUUCGCUCUGGAUGGCGCUCUCCAUCCUCCAGCUUACCUUUGGGAUUGGAUACGUUACGUUGCUGAACAUGCAGUCCUUAUACUCCCAGCUAAUCAUCCUGGAUAUACUGAUUCCUAUAGUUGGCUUGGUUGUUGAACUACCUUUACGUGUCCGACAGAUACUAGUUUUUAUUUCAGGCCUAGUGCUGACACUGAAUACCACAGUCAUUUUAGUUACGAAAAUGAAGUGGUUCUAUUACUCGGUGCGGUAUGUUUAUCUGCUGGUAAGGCACAUGUACCGCAUUUAUGGAUUACAGCUAUUGAUGGAAGAUACAUGGAAGAGGAUUCGGUUUCCAGCCGUACUGCGUGUCUUCUGGCUGACGAGACUUACAGCACAAGCUGUGGUAUUGACAUAUGUUGUAAAGAUGGCUGAAACUAAUACGGAAGACAAAUUCUUCUUUAUAUCAUGGGAUAAUUGUUGGGAACUGAUCUGCAGCCUGAUAAUAAGUGGGUGUGAUUCUACCUUAACUGUGUUAGGCAUGAGUGCUGUCAUUUCCUCCAUAGCACAUUAUCUGGGACUUGGCAUCUUGGCCUUCAUUGGGUCGACCGACGAGGACGACAAAAGGCUGGGUUUUGUAGCACCUGUUCUGUUUUUCAUUCUGGCUCUGCAGACUGGUUUAAGCGGACUGAAACCAGAAGAAAGACUGGUUCGUCUGAGCCGCAACAUGUGCCUUUUGCUAACCGCAGUCCUGCAUUUUAUCCACGGAAUGACAGACCCCGUGCUGAUGUCUCUCAGUGCCUCCCACGUGCCGUCGUUCCGCAGACACUUCCCCGUGCUGUUUGUUUCAGCCUGCCUUUUCAUCCUGCCCGUUCUGCUCAGUUACGUCCUCUGGCACCACUAUGCACUGAACACGUGGCUUUUCGCAGUCACUGCGUUCUGUGUCGAGCUCUGCCUGAAAGUCAUCGUUUCUAUCACUGUUUAUGUAUUGUUUAUGAUCGAUGGCUACUACAACGUGCUGUGGGAAAAACUGGACGAUUAUGUCUAUUACGUUCGCUCCACCGGCAAUAUUAUUGAGUUUAUAUUUGGAGUCAUCAUGUUUGGAAACGGAGCUUACACAAUGGUGUUUGAAUCAGGAAGUAAGAUCCGCGCUUGCAUGAUGUGUCUGCACGCGUACUUCAAUAUCUAUUUGCAAGCAAAGAAUGGCUGGAAGACUUUUAUAAAUCGCAGGACUGCUGUUAAGAAAAUAAACUCCCUUCCAGAGGUGAAAGGAAGCCGGCUCCGUGAAAUAGAUGACGUAUGUGCAAUCUGCUACCACGAGUUCACCACGUCUGCUCGCAUUACUCCAUGCAACCAUUACUUUCAUGCACUUUGUCUUCGGAAGUGGCUGUACAUUCAGGACACUUGCCCCAUGUGCCAUCAGAAAGUGUACAUUGAGGACAAGGAGAACGCCAACGUCUCUAACAACAACGGGUUUGUGCCACCAAAUGAGGAUCCUGUACAAGUUGUAGAAGAAGCUGCUGAUGCUGAAAAUGAAUUAAAUGAAGAUAAUGAUAGUUCGGAUAGUGGUGAAGAUGAUGAUGACAGUGUGGAACAGCACUUGAAUGAGACUCUUAACGCUGACUCUGACUCUCUUGGGUGAUUAAGAUGUCCUUUCCUAAGCCGUGAGGUAUUCGUUUAGCAUUGACUCAAACAGAAUAAAGUAUCACUUCGUAGUUAUUGUACUUUAAGCACAACAGCAGUAUCUCCGUGUUGAGUCUGUGAAUGGUGGUUGUUUACUGUGGUGUGUGCUACUGUAAAUAUACCUCUAAUUUUUGCUGGUCUCUUUCACGACCACCUUAAAUUAUGUACAUUAUUGUACAUGGAAUAAAAUGUUUUCACGUUUUUAA